Molecule: messenger RNA, 2186 nt
Organism: Daktulosphaira vitifoliae (grape phylloxera)
Lineage: Eukaryota; Metazoa; Arthropoda; Insecta; Hemiptera; Phylloxeridae
Product: heat shock protein 60A-like
Exons: 10
Coding region: 169-1884 (571 amino acids)
Biological process (GO): apoptotic mitochondrial changes; protein import into mitochondrial intermembrane space; protein refolding
Cellular component (GO): mitochondrial inner membrane; mitochondrial matrix
Molecular function (GO): ATP binding; protein-folding chaperone binding; ATP-dependent protein folding chaperone
Source: RefSeq, a predicted model, not a curated record
GGCUAGUCUUCUCGUGAUUUUGCCGGUAUUUCAUGUGUAUCAACUACUUGUCUCAGUUGGUUUUGAGAAAUUUUUGACUAUUUAUCUACCUCUUUAAAAUUUUUUUUCUGUAUUAAAUAUUCUAAAGUUUUAUUUUUGUUAGUUAUUUAAGUAUAUACAUUAAUUAAGAUGUAUCGUUUAUCUCAACUUGCUAGAAACAAUGUACCUAAAUAUUUGUCAAGAAAUUAUGCCAAGGAUAUUAAAUUUGGUGCCGAAGUAAGGAAACUUAUGUUAGAAGGAGUUGAUGUGCUUGCUGAUGCUGUAGCAGUUACUAUGGGUCCAAAGGGUCGUAAUGUCAUAUUAGAACAAAGUUGGGGCUCUCCAAAAAUUACUAAAGAUGGUGUAACAGUAGCUAAAGGUAUUGAGCUUCAAGGUAAAUUCCAAAAUAUUGGUGCUAAACUUGUACAAGAUGUUGCUAAUAAUACAAAUGAUGAAGCUGGAGAUGGUACUACAACCGCUACUGUAUUAGCGCGUGCUAUUGCUAAAGAAGGUUUUGAAAAGAUAAUUAAAGGUGCUAAUCCAGUUGAAAUAAGAAGAGGAGUAAUGUUAGCUGUAGAUGCUGUUAAACAACACUUAAGUACUUUGUCAAAAAAAGUUCAAUCAUCUGAUGAAAUAGCACAAGUCGCAACUAUUUCUGCUAAUGGGGAUAUAAGUAUUGGAAAACUAAUUUCAUCUGCUAUGGAUAAAGUUGGUAAAGAUGGAGUUAUUACUGUUAAGGAUGGAAAAACUUUAGAUGAUGAAUUAGAAGUUAUUGAAGGUUUAAAAUUUGAUAGAGGAUACAUUUCACCUUAUUUCAUCAACUCUGCAAAAGGGGCCAAAGUUGAAUAUCAAGAUGCGUUAGUACUAUUCAGUGAAAAGAAGAUAUCAUCUGCUCAGUCAUUAAUCCCAGCAUUAGAAUUAGCAAAUGCCCAGCGCAAACCUCUUGUUAUUGUAGCUGAAGAUUUAGAUGGUGAAGUGACUGGAAUGCUUGUAUUGAAUAGAUUGAAAAUCGGUCUUAAUGUUGCUGCAGUUAAAGCACCUGGUUUUGGUGAUAACCGUAAAGCUACAUUAACUGAUAUGGCUAUUGCUACUGGUGGAGUAGUAUUUGGUCAAGAAGGAAAUGAAUUAAAAAUUGAAGACAUAAAAAUAAAUGAUCUUGGAGAAGUUAAGGAAGUUAUAAUAACCAAAGAUGAUACAUUAUUGUUAAAAGGCAAAGGUCAACAAUCUGAAAUUGAACGUCGUGCAGAUCAAAUUAGAGAUCAAAUCAGUGAGACUACAUCAGAGUAUGAAAAGGAAAAAUUACAAGAGCGUCUUGCCAGAUUAGCUUCAGGUGUUGCAGUUCUCAAAAUUGGUGGUAGUAGUGAGGUUGAAGUUAAUGAAAAAAAAGACCGUGUGAAUGAUGCUCUAAAUGCGACCCGUGCAGCUGUUGAAGAAGGUAUUGUUCCUGGAGGUGGAACUGCUCUUAUUCGGUGUAUAAAUGUUUUAGAUUCUAUUAAAGUUUCUAAUGAAGAUCAAAAAAUUGGAAUUGAUAUUAUACGUAAAGCUUUGACUAUGCCGUGUAUGACAAUUGCUAAAAAUGCUGGUGUAGAUGGAAGUGUUGUAGUUGCCAAAGUUUGUGAAGGUAAAGAUAAUUUCGGCUAUGAUGCAUUAAAUGAUGAAUAUGUUAAUAUGAUUGAAAAAGGCAUAAUCGAUCCUACUAAAGUUGUUCGAACAGCUUUGACUGAUGCUGCUGGAGUUGCAUCGUUAUUAACCACUGCUGAAGCAGUUGUCACUGAAUUACCGAAAAAAGAAGAACCACUACCUGGAGGUGGAAUGGGAGGAAUGGGUGGUAUGGGCGGUAUGGGUGGAAUGGGUGGCAUGAUGUAAGACCUCAUACCAGACUUACCAAGACUGACAUCAUUAUUUUUCUACUGUAGUUAUAUAUUGUUUUUAAUUUUUUUAUAUUUUAAGAAUUAAAUUUAUUAGCAAACAUCAUUUAUUUAUAUAUUUAUGAAAUGAAACAUUUUUGAAUUCAUUUUGUGAAUCAACUGUGUUCAGUUAACAAAUGCUAUAUGUUAUCUAGUGCAAAGAUAAAUAUUGUUUUAGGGCGUCUACUUCAUUCCAACAAUAAAACUGUUUUAUUUCCACAUCUUGCUGUUAUUUUAAUAAAGUGUUUUAUUGUCAAUGAA